AUGCGGUCGUGCCUGCUCGCUGUCCUCGUGCUCGCCGGCGCCCUGCUCUCGACGGUUCUCGCCGCGCCCGCACAGGCGCGUUUCGCGUCUCCGGCCUCCUUCUUUUUCUCCCGGCCGGGCCCGCCGCGUCUCGCACCGCCCCCGAACGACGACGAGCUUCUGUCGGCCUCGUGGACCCCGAAUACGCCCUUCCGCGCACACAGCGUCGUGUGGCACGGCGCGCGUCAGUACGUCGCCAAGAGGGGGCACAUCAGUGAUCCGCAGUUCGACCUCCGCCUGUGGACUCCCAAGCCGGACGACGACGCAGAGGACAGCUACGCCUACGUCGGCCCAAUGCUGCAUGCGGCGCCGCCGGGUGCCGCCAACGCCACGACGUCGGCUGGGCCCACGCCGCUCACAGACUCGAGUAUCGACACGUACACCAUCAUCGCGUGCAGUGUCGCCGGUGGCCUCCUCCUCGUCCUUGCUGUGGCGCUGGCGUUCGUGUACCGCUACUACCACCCGCAGCACCUGCGCGAGCGCGCGCCGUACCCGCGCACGCACAUCGCCCAGUCCCACAGUAUCGACUCGACGCACAAGGGCAGCGUGAGAAGCUUCCUCACCGAGCCGAUGGAGGCGAUUGUCGAUCACCACGACAUCGACCCAGGCCUCGCGAGUAUCGACGAGACGGCCGCCCCGCCGCCCAAGGUCCGCAGAGUGCUCGGCAUCGACGGGUGGAAGCCGUAG
Messenger RNA from Vanrija pseudolonga, 726 nucleotides. RefSeq lists its product as uncharacterized. The record is from RefSeq and is a predicted model, not a curated record. The coding region runs from base 1 to 726 and encodes 241 amino acids. NCBI's taxonomy places the organism in Eukaryota, Fungi, Basidiomycota, Tremellomycetes, Trichosporonales, Trichosporonaceae. The transcript is spliced from 5 exons.